Messenger RNA from Oryzias melastigma (Indian medaka), 1046 nucleotides. RefSeq names its product mitochondrial ribosomal protein L47 (gene mrpl47). The transcript has 7 exons. Gene Ontology annotation, molecular function: structural constituent of ribosome. NCBI's taxonomy places the organism in Eukaryota, Metazoa, Chordata, Actinopteri, Beloniformes, Adrianichthyidae. Gene Ontology annotation, biological process: mitochondrial translation. Gene Ontology annotation, cellular component: mitochondrial ribosome; mitochondrial large ribosomal subunit. The coding region runs from base 42 to 818 and encodes 258 amino acids. The record is from RefSeq and is a predicted model, not a curated record.
AGAAAAAGAAGAAGAAACUAAAAAAGGAAAUACUCCUAAAAAUGGCGGCGUCCUCACCCGUAGGACGCGUUUUGACUCUUUGCAGGCGGUUUCAGAAUGUGUGCACGUUAUCCUCGGCGAUUGGAACGCAGAAGUGUGCUAUUAAUCUGACAAAGUACCAGGAUAAUCUCAACAGCAGGAACAAGUCUCUCCAGGCCUUCUCAUCUUGUAGCACCUUCUUCAGCCCUCUGGUUCAGCACCGAUCUGUGCACACAACCAUCAGCAGAAGAGGUCUGGAGGAAUUCUUUGACUCUCCAGAGAACUGGGGAGAGAGCACAGUGAAGUCAGGUGCACCAUGGGCUGCCAAACAACUGAGAGCAAAAAGCAACGAAGACUUGCACAAGCUCUGGUACGUGCUGCUAAAAGAAAGGAACAUGCUACUCACACUCCAGCAGGAGGCAAAAAGACAAAGAGUUCCAAUGCCAAGUCCUGAAAGACUGAGGAAGGUGGAGCGAUCCAUGAAAAGACUGGACACAGCAGUGUGGGAAAGAGAGACUUCACUUAGGCUGUUGCAGACAGGUCAGGAGAAAGGCCGUCCAGGAGCCUGGAGGAGAAACAUGUUUGGACAGGUGUUGUGGUAUCGAUUCAAAGAGUAUGCGAUUCCCUGGUACUUGAAUAAAAGAUACAAGCGCAAGAAAUUCUUCACACCAUUAUUUGUCGAGCCACACGUCAGGCUGCGCAUAGAGAAGUCCCUCCGGGAAAAGACCAGAAAAGCACAUCAAGAGAAGCAAAGUCUGCUCAAGUUAAAGGAGAAGUUUCCAAAGUCGCUUUCUGCUUGAUGAAGCUUGUUUUGGUUAAGUUUAAUAUAAAUAAUAAAAGUGCAUUUAUACUUUUAUUCAAUGUAUGUAACAAAGCUAGAACGCAGUCUCUGUUUUUGUCCGUAUCAGAAUUUAAUGUUUCUUUUUGUUUAAAUGUUUCAAAAUCUUGUGACAAAUAAAAAAAUAUAAUUGAGCUCUUACAAAUGCAGAACUUUGUUAAACAAAGGUUUUAUUUAAAAAAAAAAAAAA